GAAUUAAUAAAAUAAUGAGAUAGGAUUUUAGAUAAAGAAUUAAACAGCGUGUCAAAUGCCACAUGAUCGAUGGUUUGAUGGAUUUAUGAUUUAUGACAUUUCGUUUCUUGAAUCAGCUGGAAUUGGCUAGUCAAUAUUGCAUUACGAGUUUACUCGUUAAUAAAUGCUACGAUUUUUACCAUUCAUUUUAAAACUACAGAAUUUGAAACGGAUAAGGUCUUCUCAGACCAAUAAAUCAUUCAUUCCACUUACGAGAAGAAAAUACAGUAAGAUGGUGAAAUAUUUGAAUCAAUUGGAAGCUAUUAAUAUUGAUAAAGAUUUGUUCGAAAAAUAUAAAUUCAGCGUUGAUCAAUUGAUGGAAUUGGCUGGACAAAGUUGCGCUGUUGCAAUUGCAAAAUCUUACCCAUUGUUUGGAAACUUGAAUAAAGUGCUAGUAUGUUGUGGGCCAGGCAACAAUGGUGGUGAUGGCCUUGUCUGUGCCAGACACUUGAAACAUUUUGGAUAUUCACCAGAAAUUUAUUAUCCAAAACGGACAAGUAAUGUAUUAUAUGAGAGAUUGUUACAUCAAUGCAUCGAGAAUGAUAUUCCUAUACUACAAAAUCAACGUAUAGAGGAAGCGACAGAUUCCACAAUUUUGCAAGAAUAUGCAAUUGUAAUAGACGCUCUGCUUGGAUUCAGUUUCAAACCACCAGUGAGAGAACCAUUUGUCCGCAUUAUUGAUAUGUUAAAAGAUACAACUAUUCCUAUUUGCAGUAUAGAUAUACCAUCAGGUUGGGAUGUUGAGAAUGGUCCACCAGAAGAAGGUGGCAUAAAACCACAAAUGUUAAUAUCUUUAACGGCACCAAAGAUGUGUGCAUCAAAAUUUGAAGGAAGAUUUCAUUAUUUGGGUGGACGAUUUGUGCCUAAAAAGCUAGAGUCACAAUAUAAUCUUAAUUUACCAAAAUAUAUUGGUACAGAUCUUGUUAUUAAGAUGUAAAAAUAAGUACAGAAUAAUUCAUGCAUUCAAAGAUUGUAUUUGAAUGUAUCAAAUUGUAUAUAUAAUUAUCAAAUACUUAAAGAAUGAUCUUUUAUACUAGAAUAAUUAUAUUCUUAAAUACAAUUUAAUGUUUCCUAAUUAAUUUUUUUUUUUUUUUUGCUAUGUUGUGUAAUAAAGUUUUCUUGUAAUAAAUAUGUGUUUUUA
This is a messenger RNA of Formica exsecta, 1180 nucleotides long. It is a transcript of the gene Naxe, whose product is annotated as NAD(P)H-hydrate epimerase. The transcript has a single exon. Gene Ontology annotation, molecular function: NAD(P)HX epimerase activity. The record is from RefSeq and is a predicted model, not a curated record. Gene Ontology annotation, cellular component: mitochondrion. Bases 164 to 976 code for a protein of 270 amino acids. Lineage: Eukaryota; Metazoa; Arthropoda; Insecta; Hymenoptera; Formicidae.